CAACACCAAUCUUGCUCCACUCAUAUAAACUUUGUAUUCUAUAUUCCAGCAUUGUAUCUAUAUAUAUAUACAUGUCUAUAUUCCAGCAUUGUAAUGAUAUUUACCACACCGGGUAGCCUGCAAAUCGAUUCAAGGAUGAUGAAGAGCAGUUGGGUGUGGGCCGUGGUGGCGGCGGUGCUGGUGGUGAUGGGGAGUCUGGUGCAGGAAACCCAAGGGGCACCGCCUUGCGGGUCCACUUUUGUCUCCGCAAUUGUUCAGCUCCUGCCGUGUAGGCCGGCGGUUUCCUCCUUUCGGCCCUUCCCGCCCAGCGAGGCUUGCUGUGCUGCCCUCCGGUCUCUCGGGCAGCCGUGCUUGUGCAGCAUCCUCAGCGGGCCCCCCAUUGUCGGCGUUGAUCGCAACAUGGCUCUCCAGCUCCCAGACAAAUGCACUGCCAACUUUGAACCCUGCGAAAUGGGAAAGUAACAUCGCCCCCGAAUGCGAAAAAAGCUGAAUCGGAAGAUGAUGUGAUUACACAUGGAAGGGGAGGGCCAUUUGGGGUUCUAAUUAUCAGAAUAGAUAUAGAGAUGAUAAGUUUCUGGCACAGAUGAUUAUUGGUUAUUAGAUUUAGCCUUAAACUUGAAUAAAGUGACUGUAAUGGU
Molecule: messenger RNA, 638 nt
Organism: Cuscuta campestris
Lineage: Eukaryota; Viridiplantae; Streptophyta; Magnoliopsida; Solanales; Convolvulaceae
Source: the annotation of a GenBank genome assembly